Diaporthe citri is the source of this 2817-nucleotide messenger RNA. RefSeq lists its product as uncharacterized. Gene Ontology annotation, molecular function: catalytic activity; DNA binding. Gene Ontology annotation, biological process: base-excision repair. NCBI's taxonomy places the organism in Eukaryota, Fungi, Ascomycota, Sordariomycetes, Diaporthales, Diaporthaceae. The record is from RefSeq and is a predicted model, not a curated record. The coding region runs from base 1 to 2817 and encodes 938 amino acids. The transcript has a single exon. Gene Ontology annotation, cellular component: nucleus.
AUGGAGGCAGUUGUUACCGGGUCUGUCGCGGCCAAACGCCCCAGCGCGCGAUCAACAACGCUCGAUGCGGAUGCAGCCAGAGACCUGCUCAACUAUUUUGAGAUUGACGAGAACGAGAAGGAGUUCCUCAUCUCGGCCAUCACGUCCAGCAAGGCGCACGAGGACGAGGUCAAGGCCCUCCUUCACGACCGCGCAUUCUCUUCACACACGUCAGAGGAUGACACGUCUGAGGAUGACGACAACCAAAAUGACAGCGCACCAACAGGCCGGCACUCAAUACCAUGGAGGACGCCGGAGAACCCAGAAGCCCCACCAAUGGACGAAAACACGGCCCGCAACCUGCUUUGCGGUUUCAACAUCGACGACGACCUGAGGGAAUUUCUCAUGGCCAUUAUCAUGUCGGGCAAGGUUUUUGAGGAUGAUCUCAGGCAACUCUACAAGAUCGGCCUCUCGGCUGGUUGGGAGACCUUUCAGGCACAGGUGCAGUGUGCAAAGUCAUUGAGAGACAAGGUCCUCGCAAGGCAUUACGGUGAUGAUCUCACGCUGUAUCUGGGGAUGUUGAGGGAGUCUGAUCACAUCGGGGACUUCAAGGAGAGGUACUGGCCUCUGGGGGCACCUGCACUCAAUGCGAGCGACAAGCUCGUGGCGGGCAAGCAUCUCUGGGGCGGACUGGUGGAUGGCAACACGACGAGCCUGCAGAGCAUCCAACUGGUUCAUGACGACGACAGCCAAGUCAUCAACAACAUCGUGCCCAUGGACAAGCCCCCGCCGGACUGGGUAGCAAGCAAUCCUCAGCCCACCAAGACAGCAACCGAUACCACCAAGAAGGCCAAGCCCAAGACGCAAAGUGCAGAGCAGGCUCCAUCUUCCGCCAAUGACGCCAGAUUUGAGGUCGUCUGCCCUAUACGGCGGCAGGACGGGUCCGUCUGUAACAAGCGCUGCUACGACGGAAAGGCCUACCGCUCCAUGCAGGAGCACAUCCGCAAAGUGCACAAGGACCAUUACAUACCAGGUCUCAACGCGAAUGAAGAGAGCUUCCGUCGCAUGGUCAACAACACACCCGGAGGGGAGUCCAACCUGCAGCAGGCCACAAACGGGGCCAAGAGCCCGGAUGAUCAGGCAGGAGCCUUCAACCCUCAGCUGGUCCGACCGGCUGACUUGUCUUUGCCGUUGGCCAACGGCGCGGCGGUGGACGCGGGAAAGCAGCAGCGAGUGGCCAAGAAAGCGAAACAGUCACAUGAGAAGAGCGCUGCAAAGUCACCAUUCUUUGUCGACCAGGGGCAGAAUUUGCUGGAUGUCAACGUCUCAGGGCCAAUUUCUGGUAUAAUACCGGCGCAGUCUGCUCUUGGCGGCGCUUUUGAUGAGAGGCAGUUUCUGUCGCCGUUUGAUAGAGGCCAAGACGGAUUCGGAGCAAUGUCACUUGGACUAGAUGCCACUAUAUCCCAGAGCCUGUUCCCACAGCAUGUUGACGGCCCAGCUCACAGCUCAGUGUCAUCAGAUCGGAAGCGGAAGCGCGAUGACACGAACUCCGAACCACAAGAUCAGUCCUCGAGCCAGGACCUGCAGGGUGGACUCAAUGGCUCAGCUGGCGAGCUCUAUAACCCACCUGUAGACCCGAACCUUUUCUUCCAGACCUUACCACCACAGCCAGCACCCCCUGUCGCUCCCGAUGUGUUCGACGAGAUGAUAGAUAUCCUCGGCCAGCUUCAAGAGGCUUCUCGAGAGAAUAAUGCGACGCGAGAGAUGAACGGACCGACGACUGGGCACUACAACCCACCGGCUGAGUUCACGGCCUCACAAGCCCUGUCAGCCAAGCGUAACCCUUUCGCUGCGCCCACACCACCCGCAAAAGCGAAGCCUGCCCAGAAGCAGGCCGCAUCCCACUUCUUUGUUUCUCCCAGCAAGAAAAUCGACGAGGCACGCACCGCCUCAGUGACACCAAGCCCGACGGCUAAGAAGACAAGCCGACCGGCCCGGGGCACUGUGUCGGCACUUCCGAUCCCCCCGUUGGCAGGAGACAGGUUCGGCCUUGUCCAGGAAGAGCUGGCCGGUGACCCCUUUCGACUCUUGGUUGCCGUCACCUUCCUGAUUAGAACUCCUGGAAGGGUUGCAAUCCCCGUGUUCCGCCAGCUGAUGGAGCGCUACCCAACGCCGCAGGCCCUGGUCGAGGCGGGCCCGGCUGACAUUGAGGCUAUGAUGCAUCAUCUCGGCCUGUCUAACCAACGGACCAAGACGAUCCAGAAGUAUGCGCGCACCUGGCUCGAGCGGCCCCCCUCGAAAGACGUGCGCUACGGGAUCAAGGACUACCCGCAGAAGGGCGACGGCAAGGACGUCCGCGCGGCCGAGGUCUUUGGGCCCGAGGACCACCCCGGCGCCGACAAGGGCGACGGCAACCCCGGAAGCCCCGACUCUUCCAAAGAGAACGACCCCCAAGCCAAGACCACGGCUAGAGGCCACGGCACAGCCUGGGAGAUCGGCCACCUGACGACGGGCCGGUACGCGCUCGACUCGUGGCGGAUAUUCUGCCGGGACGUCCUCCUGGGUCGCGCGCAGGACUGGAAGGGAAAAGGCCGCGACGGCGCCUUCCAGCCGGAGUGGAUGCGCGUCCUGCCCGAGGACAAGGAGCUCAGGGCCUGCCUGCGGUGGAUGUGGAUGAAGGAGGGCUGGGAGUGGGACCCGAAAACCGGCGAGAAGACCCCGCUGCGGGAGGAGAUGCGCCGGGCCGUCGACGAGGGCCGGGUCGCAUAUGACAACCUGGGCCAGCUGCAGAUUCUGGAAAAGGUGGAUGGUCAGGUCGAUGGUAACGGAGUGGCUUGA